Messenger RNA from Bacillus rossius redtenbacheri, 7971 nucleotides. RefSeq names its product leishmanolysin-like peptidase (gene Invadolysin). Gene Ontology annotation, molecular function: metalloendopeptidase activity. The coding region runs from base 94 to 2070 and encodes 658 amino acids. The transcript is spliced from 14 exons. Gene Ontology annotation, biological process: cell adhesion; proteolysis. Lineage: Eukaryota; Metazoa; Arthropoda; Insecta; Phasmatodea; Bacillidae. Gene Ontology annotation, cellular component: cytoplasm; membrane. The record is from RefSeq and is a predicted model, not a curated record.
GAGUAUCUAUCUAUUUGUCCAUGGUAUUAGGCUACCCGUUGAUUGUUGACAAAAUUAACUACACACGGAUUUAACUAAUAUGGUGUAUAAAACAUGGCAAAUAGGCGUAACUUAGAAAUAUUAUUUUUUGGUUUAGCCACGUAUUUUAUUUUACCAACGAAGGGAUUUAUGGGCCAUGCACCCUGCAAUCAUGUUCAUCCGAAAGAAGAAGACGUAAUACGUGACGUCCACAUCGAACCAGCUCACAGCGUGGUCAAGCGCAGCAUCAAUCAGCCGUUGAGGAUUGUGCUGCACUACGACGAUACUGUUUACAGGCUUGGUAGAGAAAAGUUUGAACUAAUAAAUAACACGGUGCUGCCGGUGGCCGUGCACUUCUGGGAGAGAGCGCUGAUGGUGCGCAAGACCAACAACGUCAUCAGGCUCAACAGGAUGUGCAGGAAGAACCAAGUGUUCUUCAAGAGAGGCGACCCGCACGCCUACUGCAGGAACGCGUGCGAGGCGCGCACCAUGUGUGGCGAGGUGCAGGUUCCAGAGGAGCACCUGGAGGCGUGCCGGACUUGCAACGCCACGGGCCAGGACUGCAAACAGUCGGGGCACGGCCGCGGUCCGGGCAUCGCAGACGCUGACUUUGUGUUUUACGUCUCGGCCAAUGAGACGGAGCGCUGCAACAAGGGGAUGACGGUUGCUUACGCCGCCCAUUGCCAGCAGGAGGCGGCCCUCGACAGGCCGAUCGCGGGACAUGCCAACCUCUGCCCGAGGAAGAUCAGCACCAAGCCCCAGGAGCUGGCGAUCCUGCUGUCGACGGUGAAGCACGAGAUCCUGCACGCGCUGGGCUUCUCGGUGAGCCUGUACGCCUUCUACCGCGACGAGCAGGGCCGGCCCCUCACGCCGCGGGGCGAGUCCGGCAAGCCGCAGCUCAACGAGAGGCUGCAGACGCGGCAGUGGAGCGACCGCGUGGUGCGCGCGGUGGAGCGCCGGGACUGGCUGGUGCGCUCCGGCCCGGUGACGCGCCAGCUCAUGCUGAUGGUGACCCCGCGCGUGGUGGAAGAGGUGCGAGCGCACUUCGGCUGCCGGCAGCUGGAGGGGGCGGAGCUGGAGGACCAGGGCGGCGACGGCACGUCCCUCACCCACUGGGAGAAGAGGGUGUUCGAGAACGAGGCGAUGACGGGCACGCACACCCAGAACCCCGUGUACUCGCGCAUCACGCUGGCGCUCAUGGAAGACACGGGCUGGUACCGUGCCAACUACUCCAUGGCACAGCCGCUGGACUGGGGGCGCAACUACGGCUGUGACUUCGUCAUGCGCAGCUGCAAGUACUGGAUGGACAACAGGACGGCCAGCGGGCGGUCCAUCCACCCGUUCUGCAACAAGGUGAAGAGGGACCCGCUGGAGACGGAGUGCACCAUGGACCGCAGCGCGGUGGCGCUGUGCAACCUGGUGGCGCACCGCGAGCCCGUGCCGCUGCUCUACCAGAACUUUGACCGGAUCCCGCACGUGCCCCGCGGCCAGGAGCCGCUGUACGGGGGCUCCGUGGCGAUGGCCGACUACUGCCCGUACGUCCAGGAGUUCACGUGGCGCUCCAACAACGUGGACGUGCGCGGCUCGCACUGCCAGUACCAGCAGAACAACCCCGGCGCGGAGAAGAACUUUGCGCUGGAGCGGUACGGGCCGGGCUCCAAGUGCUUCGACCACACGGACCGCUCGUGGGAGGAGCGGUCGUGCGGCCAGGUGCGGCAGUGGCGACACUGGGGCUCGGGCUGCUACCGCUACUCCUGCAGCGCGGGCCGCCUGCACAUCCUGGUGGGCAACUACUCCUUCACGUGCUACGACACGGGCCAGGUGCUGGACGUGCAGCUGUUCAGCCACGGCUGGCUGCACAAGGGCGCGCUGGUGUGCCCGCCGUGCGAGGACCUGUGCCAGGAAAGUGAGGGUUGGUGCUCACGCAAUAACAACAUGCCAUCGUUCAUCGAGUACCACCAGGAUGACCUCAAGUGCACCAGCUCACGCUGUUUGCAAGCAGGCGUGUUGGCAUUACUGGCGGUCUGCAGCACUGCGCGCUGGCUGCGGUGACAGCACUGGCCGACAUGGCUGCCUUCCGAACCCUCGCGCAGCUGUCAGUGACAGCCACCGUGCUGUCAGUGGUGAAUUGAGCGAUUCUUCUGUAUCACCAUUCCUGAACAGUUUUAUUUGUCUCCGUAAAUUUUAUAUAUAUUUUUUCCAGUAUACCUUGUAUCUUUUAGUACAAAUCUAAAUUUAUGCAGCUAUAAUUUUUUAAUGUUUUUUUCUUCUUUUUUAGUCUGGCAGAUUAUUGAUGAUUUCUUUAUUAAUUUUGAUUUAAAAUUUUUAUAUUUGAUUUUGUUGUUGUUUGAAAAAUGAAUUCUAUGUUAUAAUAAUUAAUUUUUGCUUCUGGAAUUGUACUUGAUUGUGAUCAUAUGUUUUGUACAUUAGGAUAAUCUAAGUCGGAGAACAUGGGAAUCAACUUGUUGACUUAUACAAGCUCAUUACUAUUAUAAUGAUUGUGUAAAAAUAGUAGCUAACAGUUUGUUGAAGACUGUAAUUUGUUUGUAAACAGUUAUCUAGGGAAUUUCCAGUUUUGAUAAAACAUAGGGUGCUUUUGAAGAUGCUCAUUAUUGCUGUUUAGAGACAUAUGUACUUAAGGACUGCCAAGUGCAGGUUUCUUCAGAGCUGAGCCACUCGGCUGUGACUGCAGUUGGCAGUGCCGUCUGCUCAAUUUGUACUGACAAACCCGUCUACGUUAGUUUUUCACUUCCAGUGUUACGGUGCCAUUUAUUGUAGCAUGUAUGGUUUUCUUGCGUGUGUAGUUGUGGAGAGUGGAUACUUUUAUGAUGCCAGUCAUAGCAACUUGGUUUUUCUAUGUCCGAUUUUUAUCACUUAUUAGUGUUUAUUGUAUUUGUAUCACUACUGUAUUUUAUAUUUACCUAUAUUUGGAAUUGAAAAUAGUAUUCCAAGUUGCUGUACAAAUAACUGUAUAGAAAGCUUGUAACUGUUCUUGCUUUGUAAGGGCUGGAUGUGAUUUAACUCUCCAUAUUGCCUUGCAAAGAUAUUUCUGUCUCUUUUCACACAAGCAAAGAAUGAAAACACCAAAGUUGAAUGUCUAGAGUUUGCUGGACUUAAAACUUAAGUUCGGAUGUUUAAAUUCAAAGUCGCUAGAAUUAAUAUCUUAAGUAAUCAGAACUUGUUUUUAUCAAUGCAUUACUGACAUUAUUGUGUUAAAGAGACAGUAGUAUUGUAAGUUUUGAAACCAUAUUAAUAGUGUGUGCUUCUUGAAUUAUAAAACUAAUAGGGAUGUAGGAAGCUUUGGAAAAACAAAGUCGAAUAGAAGGUAAAUUUUCUUCAUUAUCUUCUUCAGGAAAAUUAAAAAAAAAAAAAAAAAAAAAAAGAAGCUUAGAAUGCUUGGGAGAUUUGCUGUAGAAGCAGAACGUGUUGAAAGUAGUUAGGGGCCACAGCAACGGCAUGUUCGCAGUUCGCCCUCACCCCUGGCCCUGUGAUGCCGUCGGUGAUGUCCGACAGCUAGGCCUAGCUGGCAUCUUCACACGAGCAUGCAGUCGUAGGAGGCAAGAGAGAGGAACAUGCUAUUAUUUAUUGCACUUUGUUCAAGAUGAGGCUUGGAAAGGCAUGAAUAAAUAGUUCUUUUUUUUGUACAAAACUGAAAAAGAAGUUUAUUUGUAGACAUUUAUGUAUUUAAAAAUUUGGUUUUCAAACAUUUAUAAUAAAAUUAUAAUUUUUAAAUAAUUUGCAUUAAAAAUGCUAGUUUCAUGGCAGUAGAUGCUAAUUUUUUGAGCCUUUAUGAUUAUAAAUGUGCAGUGAGGAAUAAAAAUAACAAUUGAAUCAUGCGGCAUCAGAAUAAAAUUUGUAUGUACCAGAUAAUUUAUGUUUAUUAUAAGCAUGUUAGUGCUGCGAGAUAAUUUUAAGUAACUCGAGGUGAAGCAAAUGAUGGGUCUAUUUUUAGUUGCACUAUUUAUGUGUACAAAUACAAGCCAUAGUCCCAGGUGAGUCGAAGUUAACUAUGAAAUGGUAUUUUAUCAGGGUGGCCAACCGACCGGGCAAAUUGGGAAACCUUGUAAUUAGGUGUUAAAUGUUUUGGUGCCUGGAAAUUUGUGAAAACCCCAGAAAUGUUUCAUAAACAUCAGAAUUCUCUAUUUGUCUAGCAAGUUUAAAAGAGCUUAGUUAAAAAAACGGCACACAGCCUACAGGCUACGUCACUUAUACCAUGUUUGAACGCUGUGCUGUAGCGAGCCUCGACAGCGAAUGUGACGUGUGUGGGUGGAUGAGUGACUGAAUGUGACGUGUGUGGGUGGAUGAGUGACUGUGGCGUGUGUGGGUGGAUGAGUGACUGUGACGUGUGUGGGUGGAUGAGUGACUGAAUGUGACGUGUGUGGGUGGAUGAGUGACUGAAUGUGAUGUGUGUGGGUGGAUGAGUGACUGUGACGUGUGUGGGUGGAUGAGUGACUGAAUGUGACGUGUGUGGGUGGAUGAGUGACUGAAUGUGACGUGUGUGGGUGGAUGAGUGACUGAAUGUGACGUGUGUGGGUGGAUGAGUGACUGAAUGUGACGUGUGUGGGUGGAUGAGUGACUGAAUGUGACGUGUGUGGGUGGAUGAGUGACUGAAUGUGACGUGUGUGGGUGGAUGAGUGACUGAAUGUGACGUGUGUGGGUGGAUGAGUGACUGAAUGUGACGUGUGUGGGUGACAGUUGCCGUGGAACGUCCUGAGGAUGAGGAGGGGAAGCUGGUCGCUCAGUUUCUUUUGUAAUUGUACUCGUGCAGAUGUUCACUGACUAAUAGUAAACAGAAAUAACGACUGAAAACUUACCGUGAUUUGCCAUGUGAAAGACUGGAGGAUAUCAUUUUUAGAAUACACCAAAAAACAAAAAAAUUAAAAUGUUGAACAUGAAUGAACCUAGACUAGUGGAUGGUGCCAUAAAAAUGCUAUCUUUCUUUCUUUCUUUCUUUAUCUUUUCUGCAGCCGUAGCCAUUCCAAUAUGGCAUAGACAGAUAAAAAACACACACACAUAUUCAUAAAGUUUUUACCAUUGCAGUCAAUUUUCAGAUACAGCCAAAAUUAAAGUCAUUUUCUAAUAGUAAAUAGUAAAAAAUAAAAGCAGUAUCAGCAAGUGGGGAGGUACUAUUACAACUCCAAAUUCAUUAUGUGUAGAUUACUAUGAUUAAAAAGGCUCUCUAUGAAUUAGAAUCAUGAUUUAUCGAUCUCAGCUAACAAAAAUGAUGAGAAUUUUAAGUGUUUUUAUUUUUAUUAUUAUUAUUUUGAUGGUGAACAUAUUUUUUUUAUCCCUGGCAGCUGUGCCCUUAUGUUUUGCUGUAUUAUUUAGACCAGUGCUGUAUUUCUUAAUAUUUUACUGUUGAUUGAAAAUCACAUAGCUUAAACACCUUACAAGAGCUUCUAUAUUAUGUUAAGGAAAAACACUUCAUCACAGAAGUAACAUAGUCUUACAGAAAUACUUUAUAUUUUUUAUAAUGUAUGUUAAAUGGUAGAUAGUUAAUAUUAAAUUCUUGGUUUGUUUUAUUAGCUCUGAUGUUAGAAAAAUUUUUGGAUACAUAUAUAUACUUUCUUAACAUAUAGUAACAUUUUGUGAAAAUUCUUGGAAAUACCUUAAAAAUCCUGGAAAAAAACCUAGAGUAGCCACCCUGUUCUAUUGGCAAUAACAAGAAGCAGGAUGAAUUUGUAAAUAGAUCUGACAACUGUUGAAAACAAAACUCUGGCAAUACCUCCAAAUUGCGUUGGCCUUGGCAGACCAGGUUUCAGCGGACCAAAUAAACAAGGGGUAUUACGGUAUUAGUGGAGUCUGGUGUGGAAGUACCUGAUUGAACUGCACGCAGCAAUAUAUAGUCUUUGUUCCAGUGACGUUUCUCCAAAGCUUCACACUUCCUGAUAGUUUCCUUGUAGCCACUGUGUGUGUGCAAUUUCUCACGUGGAGAUUGGAUUAUGCUUUGAAUUUUUGACGUAUGAAGAUAACACAGGUGACAUUUUAGUUUAACAUUAUUUGAAAUAGAAAGAAUGAUUUUACAACUUGUUGAUGUGCAUUUGGUACUUAAGAUCAGGAGUACUUUUAUCCCCAGUUGAAACAGUAUUCAUAACUUAUUACAAUAUUUUUUUUAAAUAGAACAUAUCAAAGUUAUUUAGAUUAUAAAAUUUGGUCUCACUUGUUUUCAUAGUCAUAAAAAUACCUAAUACAGUACAUGUAAAUAUGAAAAAUUGAGUAGGUAUGCUAAAUCAUAAAAAUAAGCUCUAAUGAUAACAUGAAACGUCUUAGUUGUGUUUAUGAAUACACAAUAGCCUUAGUUGUAUCUAAUGUGGCUAUUGAAGACUUUAUACGUUCUGUAAUUUAGUUAAACAACAUGUAGAAUACUUUGAACUUUUAUAUUUUAGUUUUAAGAAAGUGUUUACGUGCUGAAAUAAAAAGAUUCACUAAAGUAUAAAAUUCAUAGUCCACAGAGGGUGAAGGAAUAUCUCAUUAAUUAUCAAAGAUUUUAAUGUAUUACAAAUUUUAAUAUUAUUACAAGGACUGAAACACCUUUGGUGGACCGUGUUACUAUUAUAGGGAAUUACUAGAUUUGGAGGGAACUUUAAUUAAAAUAGAUACAUCCUGGAAGAUAGUUUUGUUUACUCUUUUCUAAAUCACUACAAUAAUUUAAAUAUUUCCAAAAUAAACAAACUAUAAUAUUUUUUUGGAUUAAUUUUACAUUAUUUACUUCUGAUCAAAACUUUGUGUACUUCUUCACGUAGAUUUAAAUAGACAUAUUUUAUUUUAAGAUAAUGGGCCUCUUAACAAUAAUAAUUAAAAGAUGUCUCUCGUUAUCUGAGGCCGCAGUGGCCAGAUUAAUUGGUUAAAUUAUGAGGACUCCUGGUGCACAUAAAUUAAACAAAUUAAAGAUUAGCCCAUUGGUGCUCAUAAGACACAUGAAUAAUUUAAUAAAAAGUGUAUGAGUGUGCCAAGGAAAUCCCUAAUUUUCUGCACAAAUAAGUAUAAUUUGUAUAAUCGCAUGAAAAACUUGUGAACAGUUUUACUAACAUUGUGUAUUUAUUCACAGUAUGUACAGUAUGUAUUUUGUUUUUAAUUGUAAAUGUUGAACUGAGUUCAUUUGCUUCACUGCUCAUGUGCAGUGUUGCGACUGUGGGCCGACUAGAUUUUGGCAUUGCUAAAAUCAGCUAAAGUAUUAGGCCUAUGUCCAGGCAUUGCUGUAUUUCUUGGAAUGAAGGCAUCUUUAAUCCUCAGUGCAGCAUCAGUGACUAAUUAAAAAUAAACAGAUUUUUCCUUAUUUCACAACAUUCCUUUUGCAUAUCAUAAAUCUUGGUAGCUAUAGAUAGUCUGUACUUAUGAGGUGAUAUUUAGAAACAAUUAUUUUUUUUGUAAUAGAGUGAUGUUAUAGAUUUUAUGAUAAUAUUGUACCUAAGAUGUUAUGUGCACAACCUUUACUGUUUCUUUUGUAAUGUAUCAAGAUAGAUUGAUUGAAGCUAAAAAAUUUUAUCCUUAUUUAUGAUCAAUAUUGUUACAAACAUCAGUGAAUGGAGGCAGGUUCAUUGGUGUUCCCUUGUUGAUGUAACAGUGACUGCUGUUUGGCUGUGAAGAAUAUUUGAAUAAUACAUUUUUUUUUUUUUUUUUGAAAGUUUACUUGUUCUGUUUUUCAUUUUGUCAUAUUUGCUCCUGAAGAUUUUGUAUUGUUAACAACAUGUUUUAUUGAAAGCUCCAAAACAGUUUGUUCUAAAGAGAACCUUGCACGAUGUACUUUGUAUUUGGUAUUCAACUUUGAAACAUUAAUAAAAUAAAUCCUAUUUGUGUGACAUAAUGUAUUAGUGUUUUCAACAUAAUGCCAGAAACACAUUUCAGAAAGUUUAAUUAAAAUCCUUAAUUAAACUGAAUAAAUGUAUAUAACAAAAUUAAUUAAAUUGAUCAAAUUUUCUUUCCAACUUUUUCUUUUGAAAGUCAAAAAAUAUU